CAGGUGAGAUAAUAGCACAGUGUUUGUUGUGACGGUGUAUGAAUAACUUCAAAUUAACAAUGAAGACUGUAAUCAGUUUAUGCGUGCUGGUGGCUGCAGUUUGUUAUGCUCAAGAUACAUACAAUCCACAGUUCGAUAGUUUCAAUGCUGAGGAGGUUGCAGAUAAUACACGCCUUUUGAAAAAUUACGGAAAAUGUUUCCUAGAUCAAGGGCCCUGUACUGCAGAAGGGUCUGACUUCAAAAGAGUCAUACCAGAAGCAUUGAGAACGAGUUGCGCUAAAUGUACACCCAAACAGCGGGUACUGAUCCGCACCGUAGUUCGUGCCUUCCAAACAAAACUGCCUGAUAUUUGGGAAGCUCUGAUCCAAAAACAUGAUCCUGAAGGUACAUACAAAGCUAGCUUUGAUAAUUUCCUUAAUGCUCAAGACUAAAAAUCUAAUUUACAACACUUAAUGUAUGGAGCUGGUAACACGACAGGGCUGUGCAAUUUAAUGUUUAGGAAGUGUAUAAAAAAACUUAAAAAAUGUUAUGACUCUUUUUUCAAAUCUUGUGAGAUAUCUUUUGAUUAUAGUAAAACAAACUGCGAAAGUCUGCAUAUUUGUUUUAUAGUCAUAUUCUUCACGAUGUUUAUACGAAUGAUAUUGUAAAGUAUAUAGAAAUCAUGGAAAAUUGUGAUAUU
This is a messenger RNA of Achroia grisella, 679 nucleotides long. RefSeq names its product ejaculatory bulb-specific protein 3-like. Lineage: Eukaryota; Metazoa; Arthropoda; Insecta; Lepidoptera; Pyralidae. The coding region runs from base 39 to 431 and encodes 130 amino acids. The transcript is spliced from 3 exons. The record is from RefSeq and is a predicted model, not a curated record.